CCCUCACUUCAUCUCUUUCAUCCAAAAUUAGGGUUUUAGAUUUCUAGGGUUAGCCUCUUCAUAUCCGCCUCUCACUCUUUCUCUUUCUCUCUCCUCGGAGAUCUCUGCAAUCAUGGCGACCCAGAUGAGCAAGAAGCGAAAGUUCGUCGCUGAUGGUGUCUUCUACGCUGAACUCAACGAAGUUUUCACUCGUGAGCUUGCUGAAGAUGGUUACUCUGGUGUUGAAGUUAGGGUUACUCCUAUGCGCACUGAGAUCAUCAUUAGGGCUACUCGUACCCAAAAUGUUCUUGGUGAGAAGGGAAGAAGGAUUAGGGAGCUGACCUCGAUUGUGCAAAAGAGGUUUAAGUUUCCAGAAAACACUGUUGAAUUGUAUGCUGAGAAGGUUAACAACAGGGGUCUUUGCGCUAUUGCUCAGUGCGAGUCUCUUCGUUACAAGCUUCUUGGAGGUCUUGCUGUUAGAAGGGCCUGUUAUGGUGUUUUGAGGUUUGUUAUGGAAAGUGGUGCCAAGGGUUGUGAGGUCAUUGUUAGUGGUAAAUUGAGGGCACAACGUGCUAAGUCCAUGAAGUUCAAGGAUGGAUAUAUGAUUUCCUCAGGUCAACCAGUUGUUGAGUACAUUGACUCAGCUAUCCGACACGUGCUCCUUAGACAGGGAGUGCUUGGAAUCAAGGUUAAGAUUAUGCUUGACUGGGAUCCCAAGGGAAAGAUUGGACCUCAAAAGCCAAUCCCUGAUGUUGUUGUUAUCCUCCCGCCAAAGGAAGAUGAGGUCUACGCUAGGGUUCCAGUUUUGGUGCCAGAAGUUGAUCUUGUAGAUUCCAGUGGUCCAGUACCUGUUGCCGUUGCAUAAGCUUCACUAGGCUAGUUUACAGACUCUUUCUCUUUUUUUUUUGGGCUGGUAUGUUACUGAGUUACCAGAAUUCAUACAAUAUGAUGACUUGUUUGAGUCGCCAGUGGUGUUUCUGCAAUGUCUUUGUUAUGUGCUAUUGAAAAGUUUUGUAGUUCUAUGAGCUUGACCGUAAGUAUUUUGACAUAUUUUGAUUUAAAGUAAACCAAAUUUCUUGGAAUAUGUUGCAUUUAUUGUUAUUAUUGUUUCGGCUAUAGCCUUAUAGGUGUUAUUGUACCUUCACUUUUGUGUUA
This is a messenger RNA of Chenopodium quinoa (quinoa), 1134 nucleotides long. RefSeq names its product 40S ribosomal protein S3-3-like. Bases 113 to 844 code for a protein of 243 amino acids. NCBI's taxonomy places the organism in Eukaryota, Viridiplantae, Streptophyta, Magnoliopsida, Caryophyllales, Amaranthaceae. The record is from RefSeq and is a predicted model, not a curated record. The transcript has 5 exons. Gene Ontology annotation, molecular function: structural constituent of ribosome; RNA binding. Gene Ontology annotation, cellular component: nucleus; cytosolic small ribosomal subunit. Gene Ontology annotation, biological process: translation.